Fragaria vesca subsp. vesca is the source of this 1625-nucleotide messenger RNA. RefSeq names its product tetraspanin-18-like. The record is from RefSeq and is a predicted model, not a curated record. The transcript is spliced from 6 exons. NCBI's taxonomy places the organism in Eukaryota, Viridiplantae, Streptophyta, Magnoliopsida, Rosales, Rosaceae. Gene Ontology annotation, cellular component: membrane. The coding region runs from base 137 to 1000 and encodes 287 amino acids.
AUUCGCUCUCCUCAAUUUGGGGCCUCCCAGGGCCCCCCCCCCCAACUCAUAUUUCACACAAAUCCUUUUCCAAAUUUCAAUUCCUAAAACCUAAUCACAGCUCUCGAUUAGGGUUAGGGUUAGGGUUUUUCCCAAAAUGCGGCGGAAUUGCUGCCAUGUGUCCCUAGCCUUCGUGCUCAAAUUCCUCAACUUCCUUCAAGCCUUCGUUGGCGUCUCGAUCUUACUCUACUCGGCGUGGAUGCUUGAUCAGUGGAACCAUCACAUUCCGGUGUUCCCUCCGUCCUCCGCGCCUUCCCCGGACCCUCCUUUCUCACUCUCGCUGAGCUCCGGCGCCGGCGCAGUUUCCGAUCAGGUCAAUUUUGGAGUCCAGUUGGUGUCUGGGUUGGAUGAAGGCAUGGGGUUUCAAUUGAAUGCCCUGAACCUCCCUGCUCCUUGGUUCAUAUACUCUUUUAUGGGAGUGGGGGCUUUGCUCCUCUGCAUUACUUUCAUAGGUUGUAUCGCAGCUGAAUCGAUCAACCGUUGCUGCUUGUGUUUCUACAGUCUACUCAUAACUGUACUAGCUCUAGCAGAAGCAGCUCUGGUAGCUUUCAUAGCAAUUGAUCACCAUUGGGACAAGGAUCUUCCAGUUGACCCAACUGGUGAACUUGAGAGUUUUCAAUCUUUCAUUGAAAAAAACAUUGACAUAUGUAGGUGGGUUGGGAUAGCAGUUGUUGGAAUACAGGCUUUAUCUCUGCUACUAGCAAUAAUUCUACGAGGCAUGAUAUCUACCCAUAAAGCUGACUAUGAUGUUGAAGAUGAGUAUGAUGCUAGGGGUAGAACUCAGGAACCACUGCUAAAUCAACAUUUAAGCCAAGCAUCUGGAUCAACUAAGGUGGAUGGCAGAGGGACUCACUCUGACAUUUGGAGCUCACGUAUAAGAGAUAAGUAUGGACUGAGCUCUGGUGAUAAAUACAAUUCCGUAAAUCAGAAUGCAUCAUUGAGUAUGAAAUCCAGGCAGUGAAGGCAUAAAGGUUUUUCAUUGAUAUUUGACUGUAUAUCAUCAUUCUCUCGUUUCCAAUGCCUUCUGCUCUAGUUUCUAGAAUGUUUUUUCUAAUACUUGGACAAAACACUGAUGUGUGUCUAUAUACAAGUCUUCAAAAGUGUGUUUAUAUCUAUUGCUUGCUUUGCCCUGUAUCAAUUGGCAACUGUGUCCAGUAAGAUGUUAGUCACUAAGGGUAAAAAUGGUAGAAAACUUGUGAUAUAUGUACAAUGUUUGUGAUCAUCAUCGUACUUGGUUUAUUGUAAAGUUACGAAAUAACAGAGAUCAUAUCAAAGCAACACAUGGCUUUUGUGUUUGUUAUGCAGAACUGUACCUGGUAGAAAACUAAAAAAAAAAAAAAAAACCACUGCUGUUCACAUAAAGAUAUACAUCAAGUAUCAUGCCACAUGUACCAAAUGAUCUCCGCCCUUUUCAGUUUUCAUCGCCAGAAACGAAAAGCUAAAAACAAAUCAAAUGAUAGAUAGUUUCUCCCAUUGGAUCCAAAGCUGUCUACCUUGUCCGUAGUUUUCCUCUGACAAUCAUGAGUCUGGUCGUAGUUUUCCAGUUGAUCUAUAUAAGACUGCGAUAUCAGCUAUGCUUAUAAUGG